ACAGCAGGGAGGCAGCGCCGUCUGUGGCCGUGGCGCGCACUCGCCGUCGCUCAUUGAUGCGCUCGCGCCCACUCGGAGCGCCAGGACGCACGGCCGCUGUAGCCGCCGCCGCCCGCUCGCCGCCGCUUCGUUGUUUACCCCCGGCAGGGUCGUCGUCGCCGAGAGCGCACGUGCUCCUGCUCCGGUCUGCCGGCACCGUUACUCGCGGCGGCGCCCCACGCCGGCGCGUGCCGACUUGACCUCCAUCACGACUGGAUGCCUCGCCACUGCCGUCUGGUGCUGCACUGAGCCGGGUGCCGACGCCUCACCUGGAGCGUGCCGUGACAGCGGACAAAAAGGAGCAGGAGGAGCAGCGCGCGGUCCGAGAAAAACGCUCAAGCCAUGCCGUGGCUGGCGCUGCUAGUGUGCCUUCUGCUGCGUGGAGAGGCUGCCGUGGCGGUGGACCUGCGGCGGCCGUCGUCGCCGUCCAGGCCGGAGUCGCAGAGGCCCUUCCACUUCGCUAAGCACAGGCCCGAGCUUUUCUACGACAACAACGUGGUACCGGAGAACGGCGAGGUCAACGUGUUCGUCUUCAAGGAUCAAAUAAGAAGGGUGUUCUUCCUGGUGGAGAAGGAGCGCAAUUCGCUGCUGCUGACAGCGAGUCCCUGCUCGGCGCCUAUCGAGUGGCACAUCUUCAGGAAGCCCCUGGCGCCGUCCGACUACUCCGAGGAAUCCAACGAGUCACGGGACCCAUCGGCGCUGCUGUACCGGGACGACGGAGUGUCGACAGAGCCAGUUGUCGGCGGUUCGUUCUAUGGCCGGGGCCGGCUCAGCUUCUCGAGACGUGAUGCACCCAGAGGAGUGUACAUGCUGGAGUUCGACUCAGACUCCGCCGACACCAGAGUGCGUGUGUACGGUACCUCGGACGCCGACGCCCACUACCCGUUCCCGCUGCUGCCAAUUAAGCCUAAAGUGGAAGUGCUUCAGGUACGCAACGGCCGUGUGCUGUUCACGUGGAAGCCAAGCCCGUCUGAGAGCUCAGCACACCAGGACGUGCAGUACUGUGUGGCCGCCAACCGCAAGGAGAACUUUCACACCAAGUGCGCCGUGGACAGCGCCUUGCGAGGCGACAUACCCAGCCCGCCGCACCCGGACUCGGGCUUCGGCUUUUGGUGGGAAAAGGCGGCCCGCCGCAAACUAGCACUCAGGUCGCGCGAGAUGCAGCGCGCCGUCCGACCACAGCGCGACGUCGUCUUUGAGUGUGUCGGCCGCAGGACUUGGCACAGCUUUGCCGACCUCGAAGUUGACCAGAGAUACUACAUCGACGUGUUCGCGAUCAACGCAAAAACUAACUCAAGUACGGCUUACCCUGGCACGAGCGUUGUCGCCAGAAGCGUGGGGAACCAGCGAAUCCAGGACAACCAGCUUAUCCGCAUUGUACUCGACCAGAAGGACAACUUUGUCCACGUGGCCAAAUACUCGGUGAAUGCCAACGUGCCAACUAUGUGGAUGUUCGUGCAGUCUUGCUCGGGCCCUGGCCCGAUACAGCUCUCGGUCACUUUGCGCAAAGCCAAGGUGCUUACGGCAGAAGUAAUGGACACCAGGACGCUCACCCUGAACCAUCCAUCGAACGGAACGUACGUUAUUAAGAUAUCGUCGACCGUCCCCCAGUUGCGCAGAGUUCACCUUCUCGUUAGCAAGAAGUACCACAAAUUCCCGUUCCCCACACUGCCCGAUGACAGCGGCGUCAAAGUAAUGGGCUCGUUGACCACCUGCAACUCGGUCACUCUGGCAUGGAAGGCCGCCCUGGAUGAGAAAGUCCGCUACUGCAUCUUCAAGCAAGAGGUUCGUGGAAGCUAUUCGGGCGUGUUCGCAAGACCGCAGGACUUCUGCGAUGAGACCAAGUUGGCGGAGAAGAGCGGCAAGGUUAGCUGUCGCCGCUACCACCGCUUCAGCAAGCACCGCUUCCAGAACGUCAUUAUGCAGAAGAUUAGAAAGCUACAGCCGGACACGACAUACGUUUUCGAAGUUUUGGUCACAAAGGCCAGAGGGCGAACGCUAGCCUACGAGAAAGUUUGGGCCACGACGCACAGAAGCUGUAGUCUGUCCUAUAGGAAGGGAAAGCGAUGAAUAACGCUGCGUUCCUCGUCACAAAAAAAUGCCUGCGCCGCCGGCAAGGUUGUGUUGAACACUGUGCACAAAGGCAGACUAUGAUGAUCCGCCUCUGGACUGAAGCAGUGUCCAUUAUCACAGUGAUGAAGUAAAGCGGCCGAAUUAGAGGACGCGUGGAAGACCAAACUCGAAGUUGCAACACCGAUGCUUGUCUUGAUACACCAUAUGUUGUAGUACCGCACUUCUGCCAGUGCGACCUGGAAAUAAUAGGCAAUACAUGGCGUGUGUGUAAGCCCUGCAACUAGAAAGGACAAAAAGCGGCCAAAAACGAAGCAGAAAUGAAGGCCUUUUCUCGUUUACCGUAACAGCAUGGCUGACCAUAUUUAUAGAAUCCACCAUCUUGUUCCAGCGCGCGGCGAUCCACAUAAGCGUGUCGAACGAUGCCCUUGGGAGGGCUUUGCCGGCGCUCGAUGUUGUGGCAGCGCGCCGAGCUAGCCAUCGCGUUUAAGAAUGCGGUAUUUACUGUUGUUGAGAGUAUGGCUGUUUCGAUAGCUUCAGGCCAGUUUAACUCAUUCUUAGAGCACACUGAAUAAAAUAUACAAAGGCCAGGGCGCACACGGGUUAUGUGAUUGCUAAAUUGUUCCAUUUUCGUUAUUUCUUACAAUAACUGACGUUCUUGCAAAUAAUUUUAUUCAUUAUAAGCAUCCUCACAGCCAUUGCGCGUCGAACAUGUGUCCUCGGUUAAAAUGAUAUCCCUGGUUUUAUUAUAGUUUGAUCAUAUAACGUGAGAAAGAAAAAUAAAGUGGGUAUGUGCCGGGUAGAUAUUUUGAACGUGAAGUCCAGCUCUCAGCUUCGAGCAUUUCAUUUUCCUUUUCGAGGUCUUGUGUGGCAACUCGGCAUCCGGCCGAACUUUCAGUAAAUCUGAGUGCUCAGGUGACAAGUCUUUCUGAAGGACGUGCCUUUAAUCGUUGCAUUUGUGCGUUAACUUGCAAACUUAAAUAUGCUUAGGUGUGUCCGCUUGUUUUUGUGAAAAUGACCGUUCGUCCGCCUCUACACACGAAGGAAUAGGACCUUCUAAAGCCAAAUCGACACCGACUUGGAGCGCGUUUUGAGCUGAGAAGCGCAAAAAACUUGCAUUUAUACUCCGUAAACUGUUCAUAUCUCUUUCAUCUCUUCUCAUUACAGUACAUAGCAUAUGUCAGCCUGAGUUGUUCCGUUCGUAUUACAGCUGCGGACUCAUGGUGUAGCGCUCCAACGCCUCAAGCGCGGCGUUCACAUAUGCAUACAUAAAUGUCCACUCUCAUAUUCGAAAAUCGUCGAGCGACAGCGGGCCCGGAACGCUUUUCACUCAGUGUUCGCAUUCACUGCAUCGCGAACUUGGCGUUGUACUUUGCGUUGAAACACCUAGCUUGUCUUUUUUUUUUUAUUUGCGUUGUUCCUUGCCACGUGCCUCGACCAAGAACCAUGGUCGUCUAAAGACCAAAUGGCGAACAGUGACACAUCUCCGAGUCAUUUGCUUCACCUGUGUUGUCUUCAUCAUUGGAAUCGCCGACGGGCCUCUACAUGAACUACGUUCUCCAUGAGUAGCUGUGCACUUGCACAUUGAACUGUGUCUUGUGAAAUCGGCAGCAUCAACCCGUCGUGAAUGAACAAUUUGCUACGCAAGAAGCAAGGAACUGUGUCCAUUGUCUUCGCUGAUCUUUAAGCUUGAUGCUCGGGACGUAGAGAUAAUGCGCUAGUCAAAUACAUGCCAAGGGUACACUCCCGGAACCUUUGUUCUUUGUCGUUCCUUUCACGCGCCCAACACUCGCCGUCCUAGAGAAGCGAGAACUAUUACGCUCUUCAUUUUGACAGAAGUAAUCUGGGAAAUUUAUCCAUGCAGUUAUGAUAUUUGUUUCUCGGGAACUAGGUUGGAUGUCAGUAACGUACAUCUCCAUUCACAUCUCCAGCUUCUUAUUAAAGACGGCGCCUUUCACCCUCAUGUUUCGCAUAAGCUUAUAGUAUAUCACGCGUUGGUGUUGUGCUAUUAUAAGCACGAGGUCGCGGGAUCAAAUCCCGGCCACGACGGCCACAUUUCGAUGGGGGUGAAAUGCUAAAACGCCCAUGUACUUAGAUUUAGGUGCACGUUAAAAAACCUCAGGCGGUCAAAAUUAAUCGGGAGUCCUCCACUACGGCGUGCCUCCUAAUCAGAUCGUGGUUAUAGCACGUGAAACUGAAUAAUUUGGUUUAAUUAAGAUCACACAUGAUACGCUCUCACAUUUCAUUUGUACGGGUAAUAUUUUUAAUACUUCUCCGUUAAUGGUAAGCUAGUGCGCGUUUGAGAAUCAUGCAUACACUCUACUUUCUUUUUUUCAUUAGCGGUUGGUUGGCAGCGCUUUACAGUUGUGGCUAAAAUAUAAGGCCUAAAAGUGUAAACUUAAGCGCAGACAUCACCUCCAUGCAACUUCACACGUUAAUGUGACAUUGUCAGCCAAUAGUCGCUGACGUUGUUCAACCGUGACAACAUCGAAAAGGAGAGGAACACGCUUUUUCUUCGAGGUGCACCUCGUCCAACAUUGUGGUAUACACUCAUGCCAUCUUCUUUCUGUUCAAUUGUGCCAACAUACCGUUAACCAUUUCACUCUUUCUAGGUUUUUUUAACUAUCACAAUAAGUCAAAUACAUGUUUGCCACAUAUGAGUGCGACUGACACAAUGUCAAGCACAUCUACUUCAAGAAGAACCGCAACACUCACCGCUCACAGGCGAACAUAUAGAAAACCUAUCCAGAGAUCGCAUCCUUCAUAUGUGCAGGUAUCAUUAAUGCAUGUGCCACAUUUCAGAUCAUUUAAUUUUAAACACUCCGCUAGCUUCUCACGAGCGACAAUAUGGCUUUGACUAGCCUUUGCGGUGGUAAGGGCCUAUGCAUGUAGUGCGUAUCCAUGUGGUCAUAACCUUGACCAGGGCCGAACCCACAAUUUUUUUUCGGUGGGAAGGAGACUGGUGCUUACAAUGGAGGCUUUUCUGAAAUAUUUAUAUUAACUUAUUUUCCUUUGUGAAUAAUGAAGUACGUCCGUGAGGCGGCGUUAAGGCAGGGCCUUGACGUUACCCCGUGGGAGACCUGAGCCCGGGUCGCGUUAAACCUUGCAGGACGUACAAUAAAGUUGUAUCGAUCCAUCCAUCGCUGACAUAUAAUAUAAACAUAUAAUGCAUACAUUGCCAUAUACUUAUAGUAUACUGAUAUAUAUAUAAAAUUUGUGCUGAGCAGUAUAUAGGUGCAGCAAUGUAUUUGCGAACUCAUUAACUCCCCCCCCCCCCCCAUCCUCCUCUCUGAUUACAGUACUGACGCUGACAUCUCAAGCAUAGUGUAUCUUGAUACUAAAUUGCUGAGGUACAGAAUUACAAAGCCCAAGAAUACUAGUAUCAAAGAAAAUAUCUUGUGGUCGGGUUGAAAGUGUAGUAUGACGCUAUACUGACUUUCAUGAAGCAAUCCUAUUGGCGACUAAAGAUUUGUGGCCAAUAGACGGGCAGAACGUUGGCGUACUUCAGCUAUCAGACCAGCUGAUUCCCUGAGUAUCAUUCGGUACUUCAAUGACGCUUCAAAGAUUUCAGUCGCAGGACUUGUAUGGGGGUCGCUAUACCAAUACCCGUAAUUUGUUUUUAAUAGGGGUCAAAUUCUUCGCCACUGUUAGUGAAGCGGUGGUUCCACUAAGCCUUUCAUGAUCCGAUAAGACAACCCUUCACUCUUGUUUUCUUUUUCUUUUUUUGCCAUAAACGCGAUUUCGUUCGAACAUAGCUAAGACCUUGCUCUCAGUUGCGCCUACACCGUGCCCUCUGGUUGCGCUGCGUUUUAUCGCAUAAUCGAAGCUGAGUGUUGAUGGCAAUGCGUAAAAGGUUGUCCCCUCACCCGGUAAAAUCGGCAUUUGUAUCCAAACGCACAUAGACGCUUAAAGUUACAAUGAAGGCCUGCAGGAAUGUAGGCCUCCCAUAAUUCUCGUAUUUUCUUAAAUUUGUUUAAGUUGCAUCGGAUAAAAUCGCGUGCGUUUUUUGGGGGGUAUUUUUUUUAAAAACUUUUGGUGGAUUAUCGUUUUCAUUGAGGCAUUACGUACUGUUAUCGUAUUGUGACUCUCGCACCAACGCUGUUUCUGUAUCGACACAGUCUUGAGCAUCGUCAAUUCGUUAGCGAGACAAGUCGAUUAUAAUUUGAUUGUACGCAUUUCGCAAAUUCUGUAGACUGUUCUCGAGCCGUCUCGAGUACCUCAGUCUUCAAUGGAAAGUACGAUGACAACUAUAAAUAGCGGACUAAUUAGAGCAGCGUAAUUCAAGUCGCCGAUCGCCGACCGUGCUCGCCGCUAUCGUUGCCGUAUGUGUUGCUUUGCAUCCGGGGCACAUGCCCUGUCCAAUAAACACUUUUGUAUUGUUCA
This is a messenger RNA of Dermacentor andersoni, 6492 nucleotides long. RefSeq names its product protein NDNF-like. The record is from RefSeq and is a predicted model, not a curated record. Lineage: Eukaryota; Metazoa; Arthropoda; Arachnida; Ixodida; Ixodidae. Gene Ontology annotation, molecular function: protein binding.